Messenger RNA from Hypanus sabinus (Atlantic stingray), 3435 nucleotides. It is a transcript of the gene exosc9, whose product is annotated as exosome component 9. Gene Ontology annotation, biological process: TRAMP-dependent tRNA surveillance pathway; U1 snRNA 3'-end processing; nuclear mRNA surveillance. The transcript is spliced from 12 exons. Lineage: Eukaryota; Metazoa; Chordata; Chondrichthyes; Myliobatiformes; Dasyatidae. The record is from RefSeq and is a predicted model, not a curated record. Gene Ontology annotation, cellular component: cytoplasmic exosome (RNase complex); nuclear exosome (RNase complex). The coding region runs from base 53 to 1348 and encodes 431 amino acids.
CGUCGGUCGCGGACUGAUGAUGUCAGAGACCUGAAGCGGCCAUCGUGUGAUCAUGAGGGAGACGCUGUUAUCCAACUGUGAGCGGCAGUUCGUCCUGCAGGCCAUCGCCGAGAAGCAGCGUCUUGAUGGAAGACAGACAUAUGAUUAUAGGAAUAUCAAGAUAACAUUUGGAACUGAAUUUGGCUGUUGUAUUGUGGAAUUAGGUAAAACAAGGGUGCUUGCACAGGUAUCAUGUGAACUUGUUACUCCUAAACCUAGUCGGCCUACAGAAGGCAUAAUCUUCUUCAAUUUGGAACUCUCCCCAAUGGCAUCUCCUGCAUUUGAAGCUGGCAGACAAUCAGAGUUGCUAGUUAAACUGAACCGGCUACUGGAAAGGUGUCUGAGGAAUUCCAAGUGUAUAGACACAGAAUCCCUUUGUGUUGUAGCAGGUGCAAAGGUGUGGCAGAUUCGUGUAGAUUUGCACUUGUUAAAUCACGAUGGCAACAUUAUGGAUGCUGCAAGCAUUGCAGCCAUUGUGGCAUUGUCUCAUUUUAAAAGACCUGAUGUAUCAAUCCAAGGGGAAGAAGUCACUGUAUAUUCUCCAGAGGAGCGUGAUCUAAUCCCGCUGAGCAUCCAUCAUAUGCCCAUUGCAGUUAGCUUUGCAUUCUUUCAGCAGGGAAGCUACCUUUUAGUAGAUCCAAUUGAACAUGAAGAACGGGUCAUGGAUGGACUCUUGGUGAUUGCCAUGAACAAACACCGUGAGCUAUGUACCAUUCAGUCCAGUGGUGGAAUUAUGCUUCUAAAAGAUCAGGUUCUUCGUUGUACUAAAAUAGCUGGAGUGAAGGUGGCAGAGAUCACAGAACUAAUCCAGAAAGCUAUUGAAAAUGAUAAAAAUGUCAGGCAACAGGGUGGGAAGUUUGGAUUUGCAGAAUCUGUACCAAACAAGAGAAUUACUACUUUUAAACUUGAAGAAGUUGCUGUACAUACAGAAGGUGUAGAAGAACAAGCUGAAGAAAUUGUGUCAAAGGCUGAAACAUCACCACCAGUCAUUCCAAAACCAAUAGUGCGUGCUCCUGGGACGGGUCAAAUUGGGGAGGGAAUUCAAAAUGAAUGGAUGAUCAAUGAUCUGGAUGAAGAGGAUGAAGAAGAUGAAGAAGAUAUUGUUCCUGAACUAGAUACCCAGAAUAUGAGUCAUGAAGCUAAAGUUGUCCAACUGUCAGACAGUGAAGAGGAAGAGAUGAUAAUAUUGGAACCAGAAGGACAUCAAAAGGAAAGAAAGAUAAAAUCUGAAGAAACACAGCAAAAUACAAGCAAAAUAUCUCAAAAAAAGAACAAGAAAACACAGAAAAGAAAAAGAUCACUACUGUGAUAUUAGUUGUAAUAAAUUGAUAUGAAUUAUUACAUUAACUUUUAAUGUGUUGCAACUUUACUGUGUUCUCUAAAGAGAAAAUUUGUAAAAUUAUACCAUUACAGGUAUGCAGAAGUAGAUUUGGUGUGCCUAUGAUUUUAUGAAACCAAAUGCAUUUCAAAUGGGUAGAAUUGCUGAAUUGAUUUUUCUUAAACCUUGUGGAAUUUUUGCCUAUUUAUUGAAAUGACAUAGCAAGCUUUAAGUUCAGAUUCAUCACUGUUUUAUUAGUGCUUCAUUUGCUUCUAUUUGAAAGUUAAGCCUACAGAUUUUAUUUCUUGUAUACCAUCUGUUCAGAUUAUGAUAGAAUUACAUUUAUUUUCACCUUAAAUUUUUAUUCCAAACAAGGCAUUUGGAAUAAAAUCUUAAUUGUUGUCUGAUUGUCUUUUUGUGACAGUUACAAAAUUCUCACCAAGAGGAUUUUGAUUUCUUGCAGUUUAAAUUUAGAAUGACAGAGUCUGGUCAUUAUCCUUUUUAGUAUAGUGGGUAAAAAAUAGGUUUGGUAUCUUGAUUACUACCUUUUUUAUGCAGAAUUAAGAACAAAAUAAUAUUUUUAUUAUGCCUUUAGCAUUGAAAGGCCAAGGCACAAGAAAAUGUAGGAAUCAAGUCAAAUGAGGAUGUACCAUGUAGACCAUUAUUAGUGAAUAUUAUUGUGUUCAUUGGAAGCAUCACUUUAAAAGUAAAAACUGCUGUGAAAUUACUUUAGACUUUACUAUUCUUGAUGAGUUUUAAAAUAGAGAUUUAUUAUUUUUGAAAUUUUGAUACGAAAACCCACAAGUAAUUUUCCUGGCUUUUCCUGCAUAAGUUUUGUAGUACUUUAACUGAAAACAAAUGCUCCAGUUUCCCCACACAAUCCAAAGAUGUACCAGUUGGUAGGGUAAUUGCGCAUUGUAAAUUUUCCUGUGAUUAGGUUAGAUGGGUUGCCGGGCAGCGUGGACUAUUGGGCCAGAAGGCCCUUUUGAGUGCUGUAUCUCCAAAUAAGUUGCAAGUGAAAUAAAAUAUUUGACAUGUAUAAUGUAGCUAUUUAAUCAUGCUCAGUCAUACAGUGUGAAAUCAAACACUUCCACCCAGCAAGUCUUCCCUGACCAUGUGCACCCAUUUUACACUAAUCCUAUUUUAUUGUCCCUACAUUUUGUCAACUCCCCUCCAAUUUUACCACUUGUCUACACACAAUGUACAAAUUCUGGUGGCCAGUUAAUAUUCAGACUUGCACAUACUCCUGGCACAGAAUUUCUAGUCAACUAUUUGCAGGCCUUCAUAUACUAUCCUCUCAUCCUACAUAUUGGCAGUUAUUGAUAGGCAAGGUUUAUGUUUAGAAUAGUUGUGCAAAAAAGCACUGGUUUGUUCACAUCUGUCUAGCACAUAAAAAGAAAAUGCUGAAUUAGGAUUAAUAAAUUAAUUUUGCUUCAUGGUUUCAUUGUAGAACUUUGAUAAACUACAUCCUAAUUACAGCCAUGUUUAGAAACUGUCCAACAGUUACUAUAAUUGCAGAUUCAAUGGUAGGAGCAGUUGCAUUACCACACACUGCAUUUGCACACUAACUGAUGAAGAAGCCAUGGAGAUGUGCUGGUCUAAGCCAUCUGUCAUUCUAGUAACACUGCAUUAAAGCAGUUAAUCUAAUGAGAUAUUUCUUCAAAGCCUACUGUCACUUUAUGGAUGUACAAUCAAUCAAUGUAUGAAACUAACAUGCAUUUAUAGGAUUUAUUUAUUUAUUUAUUUAGCAAUGUAGUAUGGAGUAGGCCAGCAACCCCAAUUAUAAUGUAAUCAUGGGACAUAUUACAAUGAACAAUUAACCUACCUAGUAUGUCUUUGGAGGAAACCACAACACUGAGGAAAAACCCACAUAUUCCAAGGAAGGACAUACAGAAAUUUCUAACGGCAUUGCAAUUAAACUCCAAACACUGAUACCCCAAGCUUGUAAUAGCAUUGUGCUAUCCACCACACUAAUGUAUCCAAUUAUUGUGUUCUUUAUCUUAUUGUGGUUUUUUUUGUAUGCUGGAUCAGAUCUGAAGUAACAAUUGUUUUGCUCUUUACACUUGUGAAGUGGAAAC